GGAAGAAAUUAAGCCUGUCGAAGGGAAAGGUAUUCGGAUAUUGUCUAACGAAGAGGGAAAAACACCUUGGCGAAGGGAGUGAACGAGGGGCCGGAUUGCGCCUGCGUUGGAGGGAGCGGGUCAGGCACGCAGGAAACCGACCUCACAUUAUACAGACCUUCGCUGGGUGUUGUUUCGUGUGCAGACACAAUGACGUGUUCCUGUGAGCACGUGAGGCUACUGCUUGUUCUGGCCGCCUGUGCUUGCGUCCAGGCAGCUUCCGUCGCCAAGCCAGGAACCUCCGGAGACGGGACGCCCCUCAAGGACAAGUUCGAGUUCAAGCACCACACUAACGACGAGGUGGAACAGGUCCUGAAGGAGACGGCGGAGAGGUGCAAAGACGUGGCCCGCCUCUACGCCCUCAGCGAGCCUUCUGUGAGGAACGUCCCUCUGUGGGUUAUCGAGUUUUCCGAUCGUCCUGGCCAGCAUGAGCUCCUGGAACCGGAAUUCAAAUACGUGGCCAACAUGCACGGCAACGAGGUCCUUGGGCGCGAGCUGCUCCUGGCCCUCGCCCACCACCUGUGCCAGGGAUGGAGGGAUGGCGACAAGGAAGUCAAGGACCUCCUGACGUCGACGAGGAUUCACCUGCUGCCUUCCAUGAACCCCGAUGGAUGGCAACUCUCGACCGACACUGGCGGGAAGGACUACCUCCGCGGCCGCUCCAACAACAACAGCGUCGACCUGAACAGGGACUUCCCCGACCUGGACCGCAUCAUGUACUCCAACGAGGCGCGUCACAACAGUUACAACAACCACCUCAUGGCGCAGCUCAAGAGGCUGGAUCACCAGCCCCAGCCGGAGACCCUCGCCGUCAUGAAGUGGAUCGUGAACACGCCCUUCGUGCUCUCAGCCAACUUCCACGGCGGAGAUCUCGUGGCCAACUACCCUUACGACGCCUCCCGCUCCGGCGCCGCUCAGGAGUACGCUCGUAGCCCCGACGACGAGACUUUCCGCCACCUCGCAGAAGUGUACGCCCAACACCACCCUCGCAUGGCCGAUCCUCAACGCCCAUCCUGCAGCCCCGGCGAGUACUCCUUCGGGCGUGACGGCGGAGUGACCAACGGGGCCGCCUGGUACUCCGUGAGCGGCGGCAUGCAAGACUUCAACUACCUGUCUUCAAAUGACCUCGAAGUGACCCUGGAAAUUGGCUGUAACAAGUACCCCCCUUCAUCGGCUCUCUAUCAGGAGUGGUUGGACAACAAGGAUGCUAUGAUGGAAUACAUGUGGCAGACUCACAUGGGCGUGAAGGGCGUGGUCAGGGACUCGCUAACCGGCCAGGGCAUCCCCAAUGUGGCCAUCCACACCAAGAACGUCACCCGCGUCAACGACACACACGUGAGGGACGACCACAUCAACCAUGACGUCACUUCCGUCCACGAGGGUGACUACUGGCGCCUGCUCACUCCAGGGACCUACGAACUCACCGCAGAGGCUGAGGGUUACCUGCCCCUCACCCACACAGUCACGGUGACCAACCCUCCCCACACGGAAGCCGUGCGGAGGGACUUCGAUCUCACGUCGAUUCCUGAGGUCCUGGUUCCUCAGGCGCAGGAUAUCUACGAGGACUACCCAAUGCCCCAAGAGGAGCUGCCUCUCGAGGAAGAGAUACUGGGACGACUUCGAAGCUUCAACCGCCUCCGCUACUGAAGCCCCGAAGCUCCGGAACCCGAGUCACAACAACACCCGUAGAAUGAACCACCUUUGGUCAUUAUAUUUUGUUUCGCCCCGUUUGUCGGGAUGAUGGAAUAUGAAUUUAUUUUCUCUAUCUCCAUUUUGUCUAUCGAAUAUCUAAGUCGCUGGUUAAGUGAUACUGAUUAGUUGGCUGGUUGGUUUCUUGAUUUGAUUAAUUGUCAUCUAAUGCAGAAAAUUUCUCUUGGAUUAUAUUAACCUCUGGGAUUUU
Penaeus monodon (black tiger shrimp) is the source of this 1939-nucleotide messenger RNA. Its product is annotated as carboxypeptidase E-like. Gene Ontology annotation, biological process: proteolysis. The coding region runs from base 190 to 1686 and encodes 498 amino acids. Gene Ontology annotation, molecular function: zinc ion binding; metallocarboxypeptidase activity. The record is from RefSeq and is a predicted model, not a curated record. Lineage: Eukaryota; Metazoa; Arthropoda; Malacostraca; Decapoda; Penaeidae. The transcript has 11 exons.